AUGAAGGCAGCGUCUAUUCUGUCUCUGGCAGGUCUGCUGUCAUCAGUCAAUGCCCAUGGAUACCUGACCAUCCCUUCAAGUCGUACUCGGCUUGGAUUCGAGGCUGGCGUUGAUACCUGCCCUGAAUGCUCCAUCCUUGAACCAGUCGCCGCCUGGCCCGACCUGGAAGGACCCCAAGUUGGCCGGAGUGGACCAUGUGGUUACAAUGCCCGAGUUAGUGUUGACUAUAACCAGCCUGGCGCUGACUGGGGCAACUCUGUCGUCGCCACAUAUACUGCAGACCAGGUCGUCGAAGUGCAAUGGUGUGUUGACAAUAACGGUGACCAUGGCGGCAUGUUUACCUACGGUAUCUGCCAGAACCAGACGCUAGUUGACUUGUUCCUCGAUCCCAAUUAUCUUCCAACCAAUGCCGAGAAACAAGCUGCUGAAGACUGUUUCUUGGAGGGCGAAUUAAAAUGUACAGAUGUCCCUGGACAGACCUGUAGCUAUAGUCCGGACUGCACUGCUGAUCAACCAUGCUGGCGCAAUGACUGGUUCACUUGCAAUGCUUUCAAUGCCGACAGCCGACGUGGCUGCCAGGGCGUGGACGGUGCUCCAUUAAACUCCUGCAAGACAACUAUCGCCGGUGGCUACACCGUCACGAAGAAAAUCAAAAUCCCAGACUAUGACUCGGCCCACACUCUGCUGCGCUUCCGGUGGAACUCUUUCCAGACGGCCCAGGUCUAUCUUGGCUGUGCCGAUAUUUCCAUUGCGGGGUCGGGGUCAGGAUCGAGUUCGACCACCUCUAUGACUUCUACGACGAGUAAGACGAGCAGCACCACAACCUCGACAGCAGCAACUACAUCAUGUGCUGUCACUGCCACCACCGUCCCGGUGACUUUCAAAGAGCUGGUGACCACGGCAUAUGGUCAGAAUAUCUUCCUCACUGGGUCAAUCAGCCAGUUGGGCUCCUGGUCUACCUCGUCGGCGAUCGCUCUGUCCGCGGACUCAUACACGUCGUCGAACCCAUUGUGGACCGCCAGUAUUGAUCUCCCCGCUGGUACCACUUUCGAGUACAAGUUCUUCAAGAAAGCGUCGGAUGGUAGUAUUACUUGGGAAAGUGAUCCUAACCGGAGCUAUACUGUACCAACAGGCUGUUCUGGAACUACCGGUACUGCAAGUGGAACCUGGCGGUAG
Molecule: messenger RNA, 1176 nt
Organism: Penicillium egyptiacum
Lineage: Eukaryota; Fungi; Ascomycota; Eurotiomycetes; Eurotiales; Aspergillaceae
Source: the annotation of a GenBank genome assembly